GAAUUUCCAACUAUGGAACAGUUGUAAUCAGACUGAGUCGGGCGAAGUUUUUAUUUUUUUUCGGGAAAAUCCUUUGUAGCACGCGCUGAGAGCUGAGCUUCCUCUUGGAAGGCUAUAUAAACAUUGUCAUACAGCCAGUCAACAAAGGGAGACGAGUUACUCGAGCAGGAGUAGAUGAGAUAAUCAGACAUAAACAGUGAGGACUUAACAACACACAGUUGAGCAUCUGUCAUCAAACAUUGUAUGCCGCCUGGUGCCAGCUUGUUGGAUGAUACACCAUCAGACAGACACAAACCCAGACCCCAGUACUGCGUAAAGCGAGAACCGCCGUGAAACAUUCGAGAUGGUCUUUGGACAAAGCUAUAAAGUCUGGACCACAGAGCCAGACCGGUGUGGAAGGAGGUACAGGAUCGAUUACAUCCCGUACGGAGGCAAGAGAAGACAACGGACGUCCAUCUACCUCGGGAUGAAGUUCCCCGAGGGUGGCGGGGAGACGGGUACGUCAAACGAAUACGUAAUCGUGAGGGAGAGGGGAGGGAGGGAAUCGAAAAAGUGGGCGGAGCUACGCUGCAAGGCGACCCAAGACGCCCAAAAGAUGGCCGACAAGUUCAACGCCUACAGCAGCCAGCUCCAGCACCGCGAGCAGGUGGAGAUAGAGUUCCAGGACGUCAAGGUCGCCCGGAAGGUCAAGGACGAGCACGUGACAUUCGAGGACAAGAUCAGCAAAUAUCGGCAUUUUAUGGACGCGAAGGGGAAACUCAAGCUCACGAAGUUUAGAUCCCUCUGUCGAAGUUUUUCAAACCUGCUCGGCGACCACAAACGCAAACGCACGUCAUCGCAAUCCUCUGACGUCACAGUCGACAAGUGUGACGUAGCCGACACGUUUGAAGAAGACGUCAUCAUCCCAGGACUACCACUGUACAGCUACGAGCCACCAACCUACGAACAAAGUCAGCUGGAUGCUGCACUAGCCAAUGGUUACAUCACAAUUCUAGACAACAACGACAGCAAGAGCCAACACUUCUGUAGUUCCGUAGCAAGCUCCGCCCCUGACGAAGAGUCGGAGUGCCGGUAUAAUCAUGACGUAGACGAGGUAUGUGACGUCAAGAGCGCCAUGCUGCAGGCGUUCGUGCACUUCUACUUCUGCCACACACAGGGGAGGAGCGUCGUCUGCGACUUGAAAGGAUCGUAUGAGUGCAAGAUCUUCACGCUGACCACCCCAGUCAUCCACUCCAUGACACAGAGCUACGGCGAGCAGGAUCAGGGGCUGGAGGGGAUGAGACACGUCAUCAGAAACCACGUCUGUUCCAGGCUGUGUGACCACAUGAAGGACAUGAACACGCUGCUCACUGAAGCCAUUGCACAGGAGGCUUUGGCCAAGCGGAAACAGAAAGUCUAUCACCAUCAGGCCCUAGCAACGAGAUGCUAAGUCUGUGCAGACAUUUUUAAACAGACACAACUGGCGUCUGUUGUCGUGGUACCGUUAGACGAACCUCCAGUAUUAGACUAAAUCACGCCUGGUAUUACAAAACGCGCCAUGAUUACCUUCCGUAUCAAAGCAUCCGAAGUGAGCGACCAGCCAAUGACAAACGCUGUGGCAUAUCACAUGACACUAAGAGACCAAUCAGAUAGUCGUGUCUGUCUAACAUUAACAAGACAGUAAACCCAGCCUCGUUUACCUACCACGGACUGAGGCAGCAUAUAAUACCAAUGUCUUUCACAAAUAAUACUUUCCAUCGCAUGAACUAGUUACUAGGUAAACUUACCACUAGUCAAACCUAGUCCAUGAACAGACCAAAAACGUUGUCAUUUUUUCAACAGGAAAACCUCGUACAAAACAAUCAAGAGUGCUUUGGUUUUCUUGUAAUUUCUUUUACACCCUGACUAUAACCAACCAAAUUCUUAUGUACAGUAUUAUUUUACACAUCCCCGGUGUUUUUAUUCCACAUGUAUUCUUUUUAUGACGUUAUUUUAUCAGCCAUAUCUGAGCUACGCUUUGUUUAGUUCAUGACCAAUAAAUGUAUAUGAGAU
This is a messenger RNA of Physella acuta, 2031 nucleotides long. RefSeq lists its product as uncharacterized. Gene Ontology annotation, biological process: protein phosphorylation. Gene Ontology annotation, molecular function: protein serine/threonine kinase activity; ATP binding. The record is from RefSeq and is a predicted model, not a curated record. Lineage: Eukaryota; Metazoa; Mollusca; Gastropoda; Physidae.